GUGCAUAAACCAGCACAAGAGGAGGAACAUAGUCAGUCACGCACAAUGCACUUCGCUCUCCAUACGGGCCUAGUAACCAACGUGCAGUUGUACAGUUCAGCGGUAUAGUGCACAUUUCGAAUUUUAGUUCGUGGUGUUUUUGAAAACGUAUUUAAAUAAAGCGGUGGAUAUUUGUGUGUUUACUGGAUUUUUUUUUUUUUAAAUUCGUUUUUUUAAAUACAAAUUAAAUUUUUCGUUUUUAUUUUUAUUCUUUCAUUAUUACUAAACAAAACCGAUUCACUUAUAUUUUAAUUUUAUUUCUCCAAAUUUUAGUUAGUAUGUGAUGUGUUUGUGUUUGCAGUGUGGGAUACGAAUGCAGAAAACCAAACGGUUUUAAACUUGUAGAUACAGGAAUGUUACUACUGCAACAACGUAUAGAAUGCUUACAAAGACCAUAGGAUGCCUACUAGUUGGAGUAUUAACUUCGAUAUGGUUAGGAUAUGUUGGAAGUCAAGCUGUCGUGGACAAUCGUUGCUAUUUAGAAAAUGGUGGUUCGGCAGAAAGCUUCUUUGUUUCCGAAGAUGUACCAGUAGGAUCUAUUAUUGGCGUAUUGAAGAUAAAUGGAGAUACAUCUGAAAAUGGAAAUAUAAAUUUAUCACUAAAAGAAGUAGAUAGUCCUAUAACCAUCUUACCAGGAACCAAAGAACUUAGUCUAACAAAGCUACUAGACAAAGAAGGUAUUUCUGGACCAUCUUCCGUUUAUGUAAAUAUAAUCUGUGAGCGGAAACAUACAGCCGACCCAAAUUUUGCGAUUCCCGUAAGCAUUCGAGUUACUGACGCUAAUGACAACGCACCAAUAUUUGUAAAUGCUCCUUACGUUCUUAACAUAUCUGAGGUAACUGUUGUAGGAACUAGAGUACUUCAAGGUAUUAAGGCUGUCGACGCUGAUCAACUUGGUCCAUUUUCUACCGUACAUUACACCGUACUCCCAGGACCACAUUCUGAUUACUUCGUUUUCGUUAAUGGCCUCGAAGGAACUCUAGUGUUGAGGAAAGCGUUGGACUAUGAAACUCUUUCAAAUUUUACAAUUGGAAUACGCGCACAGGAUCAAGGUAAUCCACCACAAUACACAGAUACGGUCAUCUAUGUUAACAUCAUUGAUGCAGAUGAUCAAAAUCCGAAAUUUUACGAUGAAAGAUAUACAGCUACGCUGCACGAUAAUACUGUUAAAGGUACAAAACUUAAAGUAUUUCCUAGAGAAAUCGCUGCGUACGACCAAGACCUUGGAAUCAACGCGAAUAUAUUCUACACUUUAAAUCCUGAUACCCAAGACUCUCGAUACUUUGAACUGGAUAGAGUUUCGGGUAGUGUUACCGUCAAACGUGCCAUUCCAGAAGACGAUUUGUUACAACCAGCCACUAUGGUCAUCCGAGCCACACAGUUUGAUAAUGCUGAUCGUUAUGCGUUGGCCACGUUGACUAUUAGCCGGCCAGGUACUUCGCUUCGUGAACUUCAGUUCUUACAAGACCACUAUCAUGCUGGAGUACUGGAAAAUGUACCUUUAGAUAGUGUCCUAUUGACUGUGAUUACCAAUAAGCCUAAAGACAAGCGGUUGAAAUAUUGGCUAAGCAAUUAUACGGAUAUAUUUUUGAUUUCAAUCAACGGUGAUAUAAUUUUGAAAAAACCGCUGGAUUAUGAAACAGUAGACAAUUAUGUAUUUUAUGCUUUUGCCACCGACAGUUUUAUGAACACUUCAGCGUACAUUAACAUCACCGUACUAAAUGUUAACGAUUGGGAUCCGAGAUUCCGGUACCCACAAUACGAGUUUUUUGUGCCAGAUAUAUCUCUAUCUCAAUUACUUCCGGGCACGGUGAUUGGUAAGGUGGAAGCGGCUGAUGGCGAUCGUGGAGAUCGUGUUAGCUUAGCAUUACGAGGCCCGGAAUCUAAAAUGUUUGCAAUUGAAGAUUCGGGAGACAUCGUUCUGGGCGAUCUGUCAGAUCUAAACACUUCCACCGCACACUUGGUAGCCGUGGCCACCGACACUGGGAUACCUCCGAGACAAGCUUCGGUGCCCGUGAUCGUACAUUUACCUGAUACUAUUGUCAGGUCUGCCGGCCGGACGUCCGCUAACAGUUACACUCUGUUUGUGAUAUUCGGAGUUAUUUUGAGCGUACUCAGUCUAGUUAUAAUCGCGCUGAUCGUUCACAUCCAAAAAAACAAACAACCGAAAAUUGGCGCCGCGACGAAUUUUGAUGUCCGUAACAAGUUCGAAGGUUUUAAGCGCACUAAUCCUAUUUAUGACGAGAAGCGUUUAGUCGGGGUCGGCACUAAAAUGCAAAAUCCAUUGUUCAAUCCUAAAGAAGACCUAGCUGAUCCGUUGUACACUGCCACGGUUAAAACAACGAGAAUGUUCCCAGGAACGACCAAUGGAAAUGGUAGAGCUAAAAUGGGCGCAGUACAGCAAACGCUACCUCGGUCUAGGCAUAAGUUUCCUGCACCAGCGCCACCACAAAUACCCAAGGGUGGUGGCGGGGGUCGAUCCCCAGCUGGUUCUUCAACCACUACAACGACAGCUACUCCAAGUCCAGUGAACAGAUUUUCUCGAGUGCCUCAUUGGCCGACUGAGGCAAUUCCUAGACGAGUUAAGAAACUCAGCUGGGAUGAUCGUAACUCGUGUGCUCACAUGACGCGCGAGAUCGACCCAAGUGUCAGUGUAACUCCAGUCGAAGAAACGAGAAGAGAAGACAACUUAACUGUAUAUUUUUAGAAUACCGGUAGUUUGAAAUUAAGUUAACGUAUAUUGUAAAUUUAAUUAAUUUUAAAACAUCUUUUUUAAUGUCCUAAGUAAAACAACUAUGUGAUAAGAUCAAAAUUAUAACAUAAGAAUAUUUAUU
Sipha flava (yellow sugarcane aphid) is the source of this 2873-nucleotide messenger RNA. RefSeq names its product protocadherin Fat 4 (gene Cad96Cb). The record is from RefSeq and is a predicted model, not a curated record. Gene Ontology annotation, molecular function: cadherin binding; calcium ion binding. Gene Ontology annotation, biological process: homophilic cell-cell adhesion. NCBI's taxonomy places the organism in Eukaryota, Metazoa, Arthropoda, Insecta, Hemiptera, Aphididae. Bases 419 to 2746 code for a protein of 775 amino acids. Gene Ontology annotation, cellular component: plasma membrane; catenin complex. The transcript is spliced from 18 exons.